Messenger RNA from Indicator indicator, 1905 nucleotides. It is a transcript of the gene PIGS, whose product is annotated as phosphatidylinositol glycan anchor biosynthesis class S. Gene Ontology annotation, biological process: attachment of GPI anchor to protein. The record is from RefSeq and is a predicted model, not a curated record. The transcript is spliced from 12 exons. Gene Ontology annotation, cellular component: GPI-anchor transamidase complex. The coding region runs from base 1 to 1671 and encodes 556 amino acids. NCBI's taxonomy places the organism in Eukaryota, Metazoa, Chordata, Aves, Piciformes, Indicatoridae.
AUGGCGGCGGCGGCGGCAGCGGCGGCGAUAGCGGCGGAUGAAGCAGAGCGGACGCGGGGUCGGCGCGCUGCCCUCUCCUUCGCCGCCAUCGCCGUGGUGCUGGGGCUGCCGCUGUGGUGGAAGACGACCGAGACCUACCGCGCCUCCCUGCCCUAUGUGGACAUCGACGGACUGGGCCAGCUGCCGUUCCAGCUGACCGUGCCCGUCGCCGUGGUUUUCGCCCCGGGGUCGGUGCCCGGAGACCUGCCGAAGCCGCUGCCAUUCAGGGACGUGCAGGAGAUGGAGAUUCCCAUGAAUUUGAGAACCAGUGUCAUGUCCCGCUAUGAGAUCAUCUAUCGCAUCACCACGGCUCAGGAGGACGUAGCACUGCGUGCGGCUACUGCACAAGAGGCUGAUGCUGCUCUGCACCCGCUGCAAGAUGCCUUGUUGGGCUCUCUGACCACAUAUGUGGUCCCUGAGACCUCCUCUCUUCUGCCUCAGGGCAUCAACAUCUAUGUGGGGAAGCACCGCAGUGCCCUGGUGAGGGCUGGAGGGGGCCUGGCCACCCUCCACACCCGUCUCCAGCAGCUCACACAGGUGAUGUCCUUCACAUCCAGCUCCAUUGCUGCUGCCCUCUCAGACCGCGUGCCUGACGGCCAGCUCGGCUCUGAUGCCCGCCGGCACUUGAAAUCCAGCCUGGGGUAUGAGAUCACCUUCAGCUUGUUGAACCCUGACCCCAAAUCUCACACUGUGGACUGGGACAUUGAGGAUGCUGUGAACUGUUAUGUGCAGCCUGUCCUGGACAAGCUGAGCUUGGUGGCCAAUUUCUCUGUUGACUCACAGAUCCUAUACUAUGCUGUCCUAGGAGUCACACCACGCUUUGAUAAGGAGUCCUCCAGUUUCCUUCUGAGCGCUCACAGCCUCCCGCAUGUCAUCAACCCUGUGGAGGCUCGACUGGGCUCCAGCGCUGCCUCACUGUACCCUGUGCUGAACUUCCUGUUGUAUGUGCCUGAGCGCUCCCACACCCCUCUGUACAUCCAGGACAAGGACGGAGCCCCAGUGAGCACCAACGCCUUCCACAGCCCCCGCUGGGGUGGCAUCAUGGUUUAUAAUGUUGAAACCCCUGCUUCACCCCAAGCCUCCCUCCCACUGCAUGUGGACGUGGACAUGGUGCGAGUGAUGGAAGUUUUCCUGGCCCAGCUCCGGUUACUCUUUGGGUUAUCUCGGGAAGAGCUGCCUGCUGAGUUCCUGAUGGAGAGCCCAGGGAACGAGGUACUGGCUGACUGGGAGUUGGACCGCCUGCUCUGGGCCCACACCAUAGAGAACAUUGCCACUGUGUCCACCACCUUGACAUCGCUGGCUCAGCUGCUGGACAAAAUUGGGAACAUUGUCAUCAAAGACGAUGUUGCCUCUGAGGUGUACCGAGCGGUGGCCUCAGCGCAGAGUGCCAUGGCCAAGCUGGCUGCGGGACACCUGCACUCGGCUUUCCAGGCCAGCAAGGAGGCAGUCACCUCCUCAGAGAGGGCCUUCUUUGACCCAUCUCUCCUCCAUCUCCUCUACUUCCCCGAUGACCAGAAAUUUGCCAUCUACAUACCACUUUUCUUGCCUGUGGCUGUCCCCAUCCUCCUCUCUUUGGCCAAGAUUGUCCGGGAGACCAGGCAGCGUAAGAAGGAGCCCAUCAAGACGGACUGAGCCCAUGAGCAAUGACUGUGUGGGGGCUGGAGUUGUCCCUACCUUGUGGAGCCAUGUUGUCAUAGACUCAUGGCCCUCAGAAGGGUGUCAGGGCUUUGCCUGAUAGUUUGGCUUGAGCCUACCAUGGCUGAGAUGCAGAAGUGGGAAGAGAGGCUGCUUUAAGAGGGGGGAGAUUCUCUCAGUUUGGGUUCUGAGCCCUUUACCCAGAAAGGCAGAGGUCAGAGAGGAGGGAGG